CUCGCGCCCCCUUCCCUUCUCAGGCUGAGGCCCAGUGCACCACGUGGGUCCCCCGCAGGGUCGGACCCGCAGCCGGCCCUGCAGGAUGCGGCUGUUCCGCAGACGCCACAUGCCGCUACGCCUGGCCGUGCUGGGCAGCGCCUUCCUCCUCUUCCUCUUCAUCCUGCAAAGGGACAUGAGCAGCAGCGAACAGGCCACAGAGAAGCCGUGGCUCAAGUCGCUGGUGGGCCAGAAGGGCCACGUGCUGGACCUCAUGCUGGGGGCCGUGAACAACCUCCGGGAUUCAAUGCCCAAGCUGCAGAUCCGGGCCCCGGAGCCCCAGCAGACGCAAGCCUCCGCCAACCAGUCCUGCCUGCCCGGCUUCUACAGCGCCGCCGAGCUGAAGCCUUUCUGGGAGCGGCCACCGCAGGACCCCAAGAGCCCCGGGGCGGACGGCAGGGCCUUUCAGAAGAGCGAGUGGACUCCCCAGGAGACACAGGAGAAGGACGAGGGCUAUAAGAAGCACUGCUUCAAUGCCUUCGCCAGUGACCGCAUCUCCCUGCAAAGGGCCCUGGGGCCAGACACACGGCCCCCAGAAUGUGUGGACCAGAAGUUUCAGCGCUGCCCGCCCCUGCCCAGCACCAGCGUCAUCAUCGUGUUCCACAACGAAGCCUGGUCCACGCUGCUGCGGACCGUGUACAGCGUGCUGCACACCGCCCCUGCCAUCUUGCUGCGGGAGAUCAUCCUGGUGGACGAUGCCAGCACUGAGGAGUACCUGAAGGAGAAGCUGGAGCAGUACGUGAAGCAGCUGCAGGUGGUGCGGGUGGUGCGGCAGGAGGAGCGCAAGGGGCUGAUCACCGCCCGGCUGCUGGGGGCCAGCGUGGCGCAGGCGGAGGUGCUCACCUUCCUGGAUGCCCACUGCGAGUGCUUCACCGGCUGGCUGGAACCUCUCUUGGCCAGGAUCGCCGAGGACGAGACGGUCGUGGUGAGCCCUGACAUCGUCACCAUAGACCUGAACACUUUUGAAUUCUCCAAACCUGUGCAAAGGGGCAGAGUCCACAGCCGGGGCAACUUCGACUGGAGCCUGACCUUCGGCUGGGAGGCUGUUCCCGCACACGAGAACCGGAGGCGCAAGGAUGAGACGUACCCCAUCAAAUCCCCGACGUUUGCUGGCGGCCUCUUCUCCAUCUCCAAGUCCUACUUUGAACACAUCGGUACCUAUGAUAAUCAGAUGGAGAUCUGGGGAGGGGAGAACGUGGAAAUGUCCUUCCGGGUGUGGCAGUGUGGAGGCCCUGAGAUCAUCCCCUGCUCCGUGGUGGGCCACGUGUUCCGCACAAGAGCCCCACACCUUCCCAAGGGCACCAACGUCAUUGCCCGCAACCAGGUGCGCCUGGCUGAGGUCUGGAUGGACAACUACAAGAAGAUUUUCUACAGGAGAAAUCUACAGGCAGCCAAGAUGGCCCAAGAGAAAUCCUUUGGGGACAUCUCGGAACGGCUGCAGCUCAGGGAGCAACUGCACUGUCACAACUUCUCCUGGUUCCUGCACAACGUCUACCCAGAGAUGUUUGUUCCCGACCUGAACCCCACCUUCUAUGGAGCCGUGAGUCUGCAGAGCAGCAUGCCCGCCCGUCACCCCGGCAGCCCUGGGGAAGUCCAAGGGCACGCACCCCCGCAGCUGGGCCACCAGAGACUGUCUUCCCCGCCCCCUCCUUGGCCCAGAGAUAGACAGCCAAAGACCUCCU
Messenger RNA from Oryctolagus cuniculus (rabbit), 1721 nucleotides. The record is from RefSeq and is a predicted model, not a curated record. Lineage: Eukaryota; Metazoa; Chordata; Mammalia; Lagomorpha; Leporidae.